Molecule: messenger RNA, 1519 nt
Organism: Olea europaea var. sylvestris
Lineage: Eukaryota; Viridiplantae; Streptophyta; Magnoliopsida; Lamiales; Oleaceae
Product: peptide chain release factor APG3, chloroplastic
Exons: 15
Coding region: 53-1306 (417 amino acids)
Biological process (GO): thylakoid membrane organization; translational termination; plastid translation
Cellular component (GO): chloroplast
Molecular function (GO): translation release factor activity, codon specific
Source: RefSeq, a predicted model, not a curated record
CUAUUUUAUCCAGUUUAUUCACUUUAGCUUUUAGUAGCUGAAGGGAUAAGCAAUGGGUAGUUUAAUGGCGAGCUUCGCCGCCGGAUUCUCCUCCGCCACCACAUGUUCCAUGCAAUUCCCGAUGCCUCGCCGUUCUAUACGAUGCCCCAUUUUCAUUCAACCUCCGCCGCGCUUCAGGCCACCUCCAAAAUUCGUGUGCAUGGCGGAGCCUUAUCUAAUCACCAAAUUGGAGUCGGCUGAGAAAACUUGGAAAGAAUUAUCGGUUAAACUGGCUGAUCCAGAUGUAGUCUCAAAUCCAAGCGAAUAUCAAAAGUUGGCACAGUCGAUGGCGGAGCUUGAUGAGGUAGUGUUGACAUAUAGGAGAUUCAAAGAUUGUGAGAAGCAAUUAGAAGAAACAAAAGCUUUGGAAAAAGAGGUGGGUAACGAUGAAGACAUGGCUGAGAUGAUAGCUUCUGAAGUUGAAACCUUAACCAGUCAAAUUAAAGAGCUGGAAGAGAGACUCAAGGUCUUGCUAAUUCCAACUGAUCCUCUCAAUGAAAGAAAUAUAAUGCUAGAAGUUAGAGCUGGUACUGGUGGGGAUGAGGCUGGACUCUGGGCUGGUGAUCUUGUACGCAUGUAUCAGAAAUACAGUGAACGCAAUUCAUGGAAGUACACCAUUGUUUCAAGCUCUGAGACUGAAAAUGGAGGAUAUAAGACAUGUGUAAUGGAGAUAAAAGGCAACAGUGUGUAUAGCAAAUUAAAAUAUGAGUCCGGUGUUCAUCGGGUUCAACGUGUUCCCCAAACAGAAGCCCAAGGCCGUGUCCACACAUCAACCGCAACUGUGGCUAUCAUGCCAGAGGCUGAUGAAGUUGACGUGGAAAUUGACCCAAAAGAUAUUGAGCUUACAACAGCGCGUUCUGGGGGUGCUGGAGGGCAAAAUGUCAACAAGGUGGAGACGGCUGUUGAUCUUUUCCACAAACCAACAGGAAUAAGAAUAUUUUGCACAGAAGAAAGAACUCAGCUUCGAAACAAGAAUCGUGCUCUCCAGCUGUUGCGAGCAAAGCUGUAUGAGAUCAAAGUGAGAGAGCAGCAAGAGUUGCUAAGAAAUCAGCGAAAGAUGCAGGUGGGUACUGGUGCUCGUUCAGAGAAGAUUCGGACAUACAACUUCAAGGAUAACAGGGUUACUGAUCACAGAUUAAAAAUGAAUUUUGAGCUCACAUCAUUUCUUGAUGGAGACAUGGAAAUGGCUGUUCAGUCAUGUGCGGCUAUGGAACAGAAGGAAUUACUCGAGGAGCUUGCCGAGUCUGUAGGUGCAAUGGCUAGAUGAUUUCCACACUACAUUUGCUUUUGGCUUAAUCUUCAUGCCCCAGUGCACAUACUGACUGAAAUGUCUCCUUGGUUGGUCCUCAUACCAGCAUGGUCAUUUUUAGGUGGUGUAUAUUUUCUGUGCAAGAAAAAAUAUACGCGUUAUUGUACAAGUAGAAUAUGUUCACAAUUAUAAUUUAAAGAGUUUUGUGCUUAAAAGUCAAUUUGGAAAAAA